AUGUCCGACGAAAUAUUUCACCGCCAAGCAUGGCUUGAAGAAAGCAACCAGGAAAUUCGUAUACACUUUAUCGAAGCCCGACCUUCGCAGCCUCCGAAAGGUACGAUACUUCUGAUCCAUGGCUUUCCUCAAACAUCGCAUCAGUUUCGCCAUGUUAUCGGCCCACUCGCAUCAGCUGGAUAUCAUGUGAUUGCACCCGACUAUCGUGGUCAUGGCUUCUCGUCUCAUCCCUUGUUGUCCGUGUCCGACUUCGCCAAGAAGUCACUUGCGACUGAUUUGUUCCGUCUUAUGACUGAGACACUCAGAAUCACGGAGAAAAUACAUGUCGUGGGCCAUGACAUCGGGGGCAUGGUUGCCCAUGCUUAUGUAGCACAGUUUCCUGGGCAUGUGGCCAGCAUCAUUUGGGGAGAGUGUCCUCUUCCUGGAACAACUCUUUUCGAUGAGCUGAAGCACUCACGAACCCAUUGGCACUUUGACUUCCACGGCCACAAUCCAGAGAUUGCAGUGGCCCUCGUUUCAGGGAAAGAGAAAAUGUACUUGAAGCAUUUCUUCGACCGUCUCACGCAAAAUCAAGCUGCUUUCUCCCCAGAAGUGGUCGACUUCUAUACGAUGCAGUAUUCCAUGCCAGACGCUAUGAGAUGUGCGUUUUUCACGUACAGUGCUUUUGAAAUCGACGCUCAGCACAAUAGGGCCUGGCUUCAACAGAAUGGGAAGGUCACAACUCGAAACAUGAUUCUUUCCGGGGACAGAAGCUGGGCUGCUGAAGGUGCAAAACAGAUGGCAGAAGAGAUGUACCACGAUCCUAAAGUUGGUAUCGUUCAGAAUAGCGGGCAUUACCUGGCGGAAGAAAAUCCUGCGGGCUUUGUGGAGCAAGUCAUAGGUUUCAUUGGAGCUUAA
Messenger RNA from Penicillium waksmanii, 897 nucleotides. Its product is annotated as alpha/beta fold hydrolase. The record is from RefSeq and is a predicted model, not a curated record. The transcript has a single exon. Lineage: Eukaryota; Fungi; Ascomycota; Eurotiomycetes; Eurotiales; Aspergillaceae. Gene Ontology annotation, molecular function: catalytic activity. The coding region runs from base 1 to 897 and encodes 298 amino acids.